UUGGAGUUCAGCAUCCUGUUCUUAUAAUAUCCUUAGUUUGACAGUUAUAUUCCACAAUGUCAUCUUUGAUGAGGUUUAAAGGGCUUCAGUGGCUAAGAUGCAUAUGAAUGCUAACAAAAUUAUGCUAACAAUCAUUAUUGUAUGUUGGUUAAAUGACAAGGAUGUUUUCUAUUUUUUUGAGUACCAUAGAUACCCAUUGAUCUUAUAUGGAUAGAAGACCCCAGUAUCAUAUUUGAGAUUUCCAGAAAAAACAGCAAAUAUAAAUGAUUUAUGGAGAACUUUGAGAACCCAAAGCUAAUAGAAGAAAAGCUAACCAGGAACUGCAGACGGUGGGACCAUGAAGACUGUGGUGGCUCUGCUGCUGCUCUGUCUGUGUGAUCCUGGACAGAGUGACUGCCAGGCAGACUGCCUGUCCUGCAGCAACAUCCUGCCCAAACAGCUCAGUUUCAACACCAUGGUGUGUCUCAUUGAGUGUGAAGGCAACAUUUCCCCAGCUUUCUCCUGGGACUUCUGCCGUAAGGCGUUAUUGUCGCCAAUUUCCUCCCUUGGUGGUAACAUAAGGAAAAGAUCCCAGGAGGAGGUGGAAGCCCUGUUUCCUGAGGAGGAGGAGCAGAUGGAGGGAGUUCUGUUGCAGCCCAUUGCACUGCAGAGGUUUGAUCACGUGGCCCGGGCACUCAGGGUGGACGACAGGGAUCUGGGUGGCAAGGGCAGCCAGCUGAACACUGCCUACAAUUCCCAGAAUGCCCUGUCCCUUGAGAAUGAGUAUGAUGAGGAGGCUGGGCAGGAAGAAGGGGAUGCUGAUGUGGCAGUGAGAGGACAGGAUGAUGUAGGGCUGAGUGUCUCCAAGAGGUUUGGCGGCUUCGUCAAAGGGAGGCACGGCUACAAGAAGCUGAUGUCUCCAGGAAGAUCGUACCAGAAGAGGUAUGGUGGUUUCAUCGGCAUUCGGAAGUCGGCCCGCAAGUGGAACAACCAAAAACGUUUCAGUGAAUUUCUGAAGCAGUAUCUGGGGAUGAGCACUCGGGCCACUGAGUUCAACAGCGUGUCAGAGGACCUCACUCAACAGAAUGAAGUUUAGCAGAGUGAACCUUUGAGCCACUACCAUAAAACUAUUUCCUGUAUUUUCACUGAUCUUGUUUUGUAUUUAAAUCACCAACAUGUCAAACUUAAACCAGUGUCACCAAAAAUGCCCCUUUAAAUCCAAGCAACUACAGAGUCCUUACCAAAAAGUGAAAAUUAAGGCCAUUAUCUCAGACCCCCAUUGAAGCCCUUUUUGUUCCAAGACAUAAGUGAUUAGUCUCGGGCUUAACCUUCCAAAGAAGUUACUAGAAAUUCUGUCCCCCCCUGAAAACAGCUUUGUCCGAACUGUGAAACUCUAUAAUCCCUGGCAUCUUCCAUGCCUGUUGUCCAGCUCUUGGCACCCUGAAUCAUUCAAAUUUCCCAUUCAGUGCCCCUUGUGGAGAUGUACCAGUUAAAAGAUCAUGUUUCAUAUGAAUAGCUGCCCAAACAUGAGCUCAUGAGCUUUGAAGCUUUAAAUCCAUUGGAGUCUUAGAGUGGUUUGGAGCAAAAUACAUUUUUUAUUUUAUGGUUUUAUGUACUGUUGUUUUUGACCUCAUGUUUAAUACAGUAUAUUUUUUAUUUCUGUGAUGGGUUAUGUGUAAAAAGUGCUAAAUCUUUUUACAUGGAUGCCUCCGGCAGGGGAAGGGUCCAGAGGUAACCUGUUAUCUAGAUGGACCACGUUCUUUACUCUACAACCAUUUUGUGGAAAAUCCUGACUUCAGUCUCUGUUAAAGGACAAUAUCAAUGUUUUUUUGUGUUUUAGCAUUAGGGUAAUGUCAGCAGUAAUUUGAAGUAUGCUCUAUGUGAUUUAUGGUAAAUGAAUGCAAAAACACUGCUAAAAGUCAUUCAUUUAUCACUGUGCCAAAACACACCUGAGACAGGGCUACUGAAGCAGGUUUAAUUAAAAGCUCUCUCCUUCAGUCUGGUGUCAUGGCAAACUGAAACACUACACACAACACUCAAUAUCCAUGUGUAUAUGCUACUGAUCUGUCUGCCAAACUGAUGUUAUGUACAAGUGAGCAUCAUCUCUGACUGGCUCUUGUGUGCCGACGCCAGAUUGCUAUAUGCACAAACAGUGUUUGGUAUUUUUCUUUAAACUGUAAUGGUGUAAAACGUCUUUUGUGUAAAUAGCUGAAUUUAAACAUGUCAAUAAAAAUAGUUUACUAUUUCCUCUGUGGCUUGUCAUGCAGCAACUGA
Molecule: messenger RNA, 2253 nt
Organism: Thunnus maccoyii (southern bluefin tuna)
Lineage: Eukaryota; Metazoa; Chordata; Actinopteri; Scombriformes; Scombridae
Gene: pnoca
Product: prepronociceptin a
Exons: 3
Coding region: 338-1075 (245 amino acids)
Biological process (GO): sensory perception; chemical synaptic transmission; neuropeptide signaling pathway
Cellular component (GO): neuronal cell body; axon terminus; dendrite
Molecular function (GO): opioid receptor binding
Source: RefSeq, a predicted model, not a curated record